Molecule: messenger RNA, 3148 nt
Organism: Octodon degus (degu)
Lineage: Eukaryota; Metazoa; Chordata; Mammalia; Rodentia; Octodontidae
Gene: Pphln1
Product: periphilin 1
Exons: 10
Coding region: 11-1528 (505 amino acids)
Biological process (GO): negative regulation of DNA-templated transcription; negative regulation of gene expression, epigenetic; protein localization to heterochromatin
Cellular component (GO): nucleoplasm
Source: RefSeq, a predicted model, not a curated record
CACCGCGAGGAUGUUCAACUUCGCAGCCUCCAGCUUCUACGGCGCACACGCCUGCCAAAGCCUGCUCGGCCAGCCGCAGGCUCCCGCACUCCUCGGGGCGCAGCCUCAGCCCGCGGCCGCCAGCUCUCCCAACUGGUGGUUCUGGAACCCCGCGCCGCCCGCGAGCGGUCUCCUGGCGGACAGCUUCCCCGCGCUCCCUGCGGCGACGACACCUGGUCCACAGCCUCUCCUGGUCCCAGUAAAUAGCAGUGCAUCAAGGAAAAAGAACAAAAGACCUACUGAAGCCAAGAAGGUGGAAGUGACAGCGGUGGUGACAGCACAGGUGGUGGCGGUUCCUCCAGUAAUUACAGAGCAACAGACAGAUGAAAAGAAAAGCAUGGAGGAGUCUACUGAGCCAACUGCAGCCCCUGCGGGCGAGGGGGACCCAAGUAAUCAAGUGAAAGUGGCUGACAGAAGAAAUGAGAUGUGGUCUGAGGGCCGAUACGACUAUGACAGAGUUCCCCGAGAGCGAGCGCCUCCUCGGAGUCAUCCCGCUGAUGGCUACCAUAGAGUAGUUAAUAUUGUGCCAAAGAAACCUCCACUUCUAGAAAAGAAACCUCCACUGCUAGAAAAGAAACCUCCACUGCUAGAAAAGAAACCACCACUGCUAGAAAAGAAACCUCCACUGCUAGACAGACCUGGUGAAGGAAGCUACAGUAGAUAUUACAGUCAUGUUGCUUACCGAGAAUAUGACGAGGGCCGCAGUUUUUCUCAUGAUCGAAGAAGUGGUCCACCUCACAGAGGAGAUGAAUCUGGCUAUCGAUGGUCCCGGGAUGAUCAUUCCUCAAGCCGCCAGAGUGACUACAGGGACAUGAGAGAUGGCUUUAGAAGAAAAAGUUUCUACUCUUCCCAUUAUGCGAGAGACCGGUCUCCUCAUACAAGGGACCCUCCCUUUUUCCGAGACUCACCUGUUGGCCGGAAAGACUCUCCGCACAGCAGAUCUGGCUCCAGUGUCAGCAGCAGAAGCUACUCUCCAGACCGAAGCAAGCCAUACUCUUUCCACCAGUCUCAGCACAGAAAGCCCGCGCGUGCCUGUGCCUCCUACAAACGGCAGAAUGAAGGAAACCCAGAGAGAGGUAAAGACAGAUCUGUCCAGUCUUUGAAAACAUCAAGAGACACUUCACCCUCAAGUUCUCCAGCAGGUCCUUCAUCAAAGGUGGGACCUACAACUCCGUUAUUCCCUGAGCAGCCAGAGGAGCCGGAGACCAGUGCAGCCGACAGCACAGAAUUGUUUGAAGACAGUCAGCUCAGCAGUCGCACGAAAGCAAUAGCGUUGAAAACCAAAGAGAUUGAGCAGAUCUACCGACAAGACUGUGAAACUUUCGGGAUGGUGGUGAAGAUGCUGAUUGAGAAAGACCCUUCCCUAGAAAAGUCUAUCCAGUUUGCCCUGAGGCAGAAUUUACAUGAAAUAGGCGAGCGGUGUGUUGAAGAACUGAAGCAUUUCAUUGCAGAGUAUGAUACUUCUCAAGACUUUGGAGAGCCUUUUUAGAAGACAUAGUAUAAUGGUUAGGCAAAAAUAAAUGUUUCUAGAUUUUUUCCCCCCUGAAUUGUGUAAAUCCUUAAUGUGUGAAAUUUUUGUCAUGAAGAGUGAUGAGUUUUCAGUAUCAAACAUCUAACAUAGUCUGUUUAAAAUAUUUUAAUUAGAAUUUUCUCUACACAUAGGACCUACUAAUCCAUAUUCACCUUCCACCCCCAAAAUGAUGUUCAGUUACUGUUUAAGCCCCACCCGUAAUGGGAUCAAACUCAGGAUCUUGCACGUGCCAGGCAGGUGCUUGCGCCCCUGAGCCAUCUCCUUGGCUGUGGUGUAAGCGUUGCAGGGCUGUCUCACUCGCCCAGGCUGCCUAACCUGCGAUGUGCUUGGUCACGUGAGUGUAACACUCGGGUUGGAGCUCAUUCCACCUGAACAGUAGUUGUGUUUGCACUUUUCAGAGUGGGUGGUACCAGGUGACAGGUUGGAAUUUGGAGUUUUGACUUUUAUUAACUUGUUGCCUGUUUGUCUUAGGCCUCCUAAGUUUUAAUAUGCUGAAGUACACUAUCAUAAUAAAGUGAAUACUUUGGUAUCUUAGGAGAUAUUUGCUUUGAGAAUAAUUCUUAGUAAUAACAUAGCACUUAAAAUCUGAAAGACAUCAGAAUAAAACCUUUUCUUAGAAAAUGAUCUCCGUAUGUCUCUUCUCCAUUUUUAGGAGAAGACACAUAUGGAGAUCACUUAGCUUUAGCUCCUAAAGCUCUUAACUACCCUGAUGUCUUUUGAAGGGGUAAUGUGUUUGAGACAGAGGGUGAGGAAUAUUAGAAAACCCCUGUGAUCAAGUGGGGAAAACCUUUAAAUAUGUAAGAGUGCUGGGGUUUUGUUCUUGUAAGCCCAUGCUGUCUCAGAAGGAUGAACACAUUGCAGGAAAUCAUUUACAGAUAUUGGAAGGGUACUUUGUGACCUCGUGACUGCUGUGUUCGGUGACCUUGGGAGGCAUGUAGUCUUUCCUAAGUGUUCCUGCAAACCUGGCCCAGCCUGCCAUGCCUCACCAAGCGGCGUGGGGCAGUAGUGCUUCUCCGCGCUGGCACGUCACAGUCACUUGGGACUCCUGGCUGGACCAUGGGUGCUUCCUUUGUUUCCUGGGCACUGAGCCAAAAUGUAUCAUUUUAUGGCAUCAGUUAACAGGAGACAUUAAAAAUCUUGUUUGUCAUUUUGAUACCCAGUUUCUCCUCUUCCUGUCCGUUUCCACUCUUUCACCAUUACUAUCAGUGACCUCACGACACUGUCUACAGAGCUGUCCCAGAGCACAGGAAGGUUAUAGUAAAGGUGGGAAUAGCGGUGUAUUUUAAUGGAUCGUAUCCCUCAAAAUAUGCGUUAUGCUGCUUCACAAAUUUAGAAACGAAUUUAGGGCAAAGUUUAAAUUUUCAAAAGUUUUGUAAGUGAGACCAUCUUGCAUUUUUAGUACUUAUCUUUUAUAAAACACAAGCCAAAUGAAAACCCAUUAUUAUUUCUGAUAGUCUUCCUUAGUGUGAAGACAGAGAAGGUAUAUAUGUGUACACGUAUUCUAGUCCCAGGAUUCUGUUUCUUUGGUCAAGCUGCCACAAGUUUAAAAAUAUAAAAACUGAGAAGCUACCAGAGGCA